ACAGUUGCCUUCUUCUCUUUUCUUGGUUUCUUUUACAUACUUAAUAAAGGAAGUAAGUUGAGUGGGUGGAGGGGCCACUUCUCUGUUGGAGAAGUGACAGACUAGCAGAUAACAACAGCCUGCAUUAAAAGUUUACAUCUAGGGCAAAGAACAGCAAGCUAAAGCAGCACGAAGGAAUUAAAAAGAUCCAAAAUAAUUUGAGUCAUGCUAGGAGAAGGUUUUCUAGUUGUGUUGCAUUACGAGAAGGAAAAAAAGAACAGCUCUACUUCUACAGGACACAAAUUGCAGUCAAGCCCGAUUACUUCUCAAACAGACCUUCAAAACAGAGGUCAAGAGCAGGAGGAACCUGGACAAAGACUGCAAGUAGUUACUCCAGCUUCUACAGUCCUAUCUAUUCCCGGAUGUUCACCCAUUCAGACACCCGAAACCGAUCCGGCACUCAUAUCCUCAAGCCCUUGUAGCCUCCUGGACCAUUACCCAGACCUUUAUGUGGCUGAUCCUGGCCCCAUCUCCUACGACCCUCUCAGAACCCUCUCCGAUGAGAUGGAUCUUUAUACCCAAUCUUGUGCUUUGACAACGUCUCCCCCAGCACUUCCAGACCAGGGUUAUUUGGUUAUGGGUGACAGGGUGAACGCCAGCUUAGGUUUGCCCACCAUGCAGUUAGAGCCGAUGACUAACUCCUUGCUGAAUGGACUUCUGGAGAAAAAGAUAGACGAGGUAUAUCUGCAGCACCUCACUGAUAACCUCGCUCGAUGCAACUCCAAUAUGGGUAACAGCAUUCUGCACGGUCUGGUGCCUCCUUUGCAAACCAACAACCAACUGCACGGCCCAGACUCGUUGGAGACAAGCCUGGUAAGAGGACCUGGAGCAGAGCGUGACAAGAAGAUAAGUCACCUGACAACACCAAGCAAGACUCCGUGGUCAUCUAACUUUAGUACUCCAGUUCUCCGUAUUUCUGAGGAUGUUCAUCCACAAUGAAAUAAUUUGACAUGAUACAUUUCUUGAUGUUUGUUCUUUGUAUUUGCAGCAGAAGUUCAAGGACUAGAAUGUGUUUUGUUUGACUAAUGAACAAUAUAACUCAGAUAGCAGACCGAUGUUGAAUAAACAUUGAUUUUCUAUCCAAAUCAUCAGUAUCGUUGACAUAGAAAUUUUAGACAAUAAACAAUAUUGAAUCAACAUUGCAAAUACCAAUGACACCUGGCAGUGACAUUGAAACAACGUUGUUCUAUAGUGUGUCAGGCGAUGGUUGGGUUAACAUUGUUUUAUAAAUAAUGUUAACAAAUAGUUGAUUUUUGAUUGACCAGGAAAUAUGAUUGAAAAGUCAUCAAAUUGUGGAUGAGGGGGAGUUGUGGUCAAAAACUAGUUGUGUUUGAUGGUUGACCUGGAAGACUGUAUCAUCUCAAACAAAUUCUACUGGAAACACCUCAUUUAAGGAUAGCCAUAUUUAAAGGUAAACGUGUUGCUUUUCUUCAGGGCCUUUAUAAGCAAUGAUGUCUUACGGUAGAAUGAACCACGUUUGUCAUCAAAGUUGUAUAUAAAACGGUUUGCCUGACACAACAUGACGAAGUUGCCGAAAUUGUAGGAAACGGUGCAUUUGCUGUGAUUGGCAUACAAGCCAAGACCUACUUAGCCUGGAUGUUAGCUAAGUAGAACUUAAUUCAGGCAAACAUAAUUCUUUUUCUAAUCAAAGCGCUAAAAUCACUAGAUAUUACACAAUGGAGCUGUGUCUUAGCUAGCUAACUAGUGAGCUCUUUCCACACAUGUAGCCCUAAUUUGGUUUGAGAUUGGUUGAGAAACUCACUUCACUGCAAAAUGCUGAAGUACAACCUCUAGCAAAAAGUAUGGAAUUUACCAGUCUCGGACAAGCACUCACUGAGGCAAUUUAUCAUGAACAAACUCAUCCUCACCUUGUCAAGAGUCAAAAAUCUGCAUUGGACAAGGUGUCAAGAGUCAAGAAUCUGCAUUGGACAAGAUGAUGAUGCUGGAACUUUUGUUUGCUGCUGUUCCAGUGAAAUAUACAAAGAUGACUGCGUGAAGAAAACAUCAAUGAUGAUAUGGCUGCAUGUCAGGCAAAGGCACUGGGGAAAUGGCUGUGGUUAAAUCUUCAAUAAAUGCAUAAUUUUUCAUUGAAAUUUUGGAUAGCUUUCUUAUCCCUUCAAUUGAAAAUAUGUUUGUCAUUUUCCAAGAUGACAAUGCAUCAUGCCACAGAGCUAAAACUGUUAAAGCAUAAAGCAAAGAAAAACUCAUCCAGUCAAUGUCAUGGCCUGCAAAUAGCCCAGAUCUCAACCCUAUUGAUAACCUGUAGAGGAAAUUGGAAAAACAAAUGGUGUACAGCAAGGCUCCGACCUGCAAGGAUGAUCUGUCAACUGCAAUCAAAGAGAGUUGGCACCAAAUUGAUGAGGAAUACUCAUCAAGUCCAUGCCUCAGAGACUGUAAGCUGUCAUAAAAGCCAGAAGUGGUGCUACUAAAUACUAGAGAUAUGUUUUGAUUGUUAUUUCUUUGUUUGUUUCUCAUGAUUCCAUAUUUUUGUCGUCAGAAUGGAGUGAUUCCACAUAUAUUUCCCUGCACUUGCGCUAUAAAAUUAACAUUUACUGACCACCACAAUGUUUUUUAUUCAUUUAUUUUAGUGUUUCUGAAUGCUAAAGAGUUGCACUUUGGACUAAUUCAUUAUUUUUUUCAAGCAUUUUUUCCGAAAUUGUUAUACAUGAUAAAAUGUCGGAGUGAGUGCUCGUCCGAGACUGGUGAUUCCAUACUUUUUGCUAAGGGUUGUAUGCAGAGGCGUCGAUUAGGCAAACCAGG
Molecule: messenger RNA, 2799 nt
Organism: Corythoichthys intestinalis (scribbled pipefish)
Lineage: Eukaryota; Metazoa; Chordata; Actinopteri; Syngnathiformes; Syngnathidae
Exons: 2
Coding region: 205-978 (257 amino acids)
Biological process (GO): regulation of toll-like receptor signaling pathway
Source: RefSeq, a predicted model, not a curated record